Molecule: messenger RNA, 1849 nt
Organism: Pyrenophora tritici-repentis Pt-1C-BFP
Lineage: Eukaryota; Fungi; Ascomycota; Dothideomycetes; Pleosporales; Pleosporaceae
Product: DUF3295 multi-domain protein
Source: RefSeq, a predicted model, not a curated record
AUGGAGUCCCACGCACCGCAAUACCAACCGUCGCAGGACACAUUGGUGCCUACUACCGAAUAUGCGCCUCCUGAAACGCCCAAGCUGCGCUCCCCAUCGCCUGCUGAGUCGGCCGCGGCCUUGAGCAUGUCAAAACUCGCGUCCCCAGACCGUGUCAAGUUCAUCUCCCCCGCACCUCGAACAACUUCCUCCAUGACACCUCCACCGUCUUCGCAGAUCCCAGGCAUACGCGCUGCAAUGCGGACGCCUACUCCCCCCACCCCACAGCUUACUUCUCCGCCGCCUACCAGUAAGCUGCCAGACCAGCCGUCUGCCUUGACAGACAUGGGAGCAGGCUUGUACCCGCAGGAUCAGGUCAAUGCUGCUUCCGCUGAGGAACUGCGGUCCAUGGUCAACAGUCUGUCCAAUGCAUUACGCGACAUGCGGCUUUCAGCAGCCCACUACAAGCUACAGUACAACAUGGCUGUAAUGGAGAGCCAGGAGGCCGCAAGCCGCAUGGCUGUUGAGCUAGCCAUGACCCACCGAGAAUUAGACGUCCUCCAGCAAGCCGAAGAGAAGCGCAAAAACACUAUUGCAGUCCCUGAACAGAACUACCAGGAGUCGGCACAUGCAGCCAAUGCCAUGUUACUCUCUGACAUGAGUCGCCAGAACCAAAUGUUGCAGAGCGAAAACGAGGAGCUUCGCGAUAUGCUUGAACAGCAGAAACGCCUGACGGAGCACCGAGAAGGCGAGCUUGCUAGCGUCUUGGACGAGAACGACCGGCUCAAGACACGCAUUCGCAAGAACCGCGAUCAUAUUGCUCCCCUUCUUGAGCAAAUCGAGCAAUCCUCGCCGCGAUCCAACUUUGGAACCCCCCUCCAACCUACUCCCAGAACUCGCGUUGGUCGUGUUCCAGCCCCUCUUUCUCAAGACAGCAGAAGUCAAAACAACUUUGAAGCUCUUCUGCUAGCCGACAAGAUGCUGAGCCAAGAGGUUGCCACUGCUCCUUCGACCCCGAACAGGAUACACGCACCCAAGUCACGCUUUGGUCAUCAGCGAGGCGCACAGUCCUUGUCAUCAAUACCUCAGACGCCCAACCGUCGAGUUGCCUACCCACGUACCCAGGUACCUCGCACACCACCAGCGUUUGUGCCAACCAGCAUACCUCAAUCAGCACCCCCAGCGCAUUACCAGCAUCAGCAGAAGCCCUCGAACACCAGACGCCAAAGCAGCAACUCGACCAUCACGGCGUCUAGCAUUGAUGAUGAGGAAGCUUUCACUGACAGAGAGGAAGAUGAAGUGCCUGAAUCCCAAGCCAGCCAAAUGGCAAGAAAUCUCCUUCAAAGACCGCCCCCAACAAAGGGCAUGAUGUCUGCCCCAGCACCACAAUCGAAUCUAAUUCAAAGCAAAAUCUUCGGACAAGUCAAGAAAGGCCAUGGCCUCAGCCGCGCUGGCGAGUUGAAGCGAGGGCGCGUAGCGUCUACCACCGACCUUCAAACAAGUCCACCAAAGCGCGGACGCGUUGAUCAAGGAGUAGGUCUCGGCAUUGGCGGCUUAUUGCGCGAAUAGAACCGUUCCUGACCGUUUUGGCAGGGAGCUUUUUAGUUACGAAUUAUUAUGAUUAUGGAAACGACGGGUGCAACUUGGCUUGCAGCUUGCUUGUUUGUUUUUUGCAAUUGGUUUCUUUUGGAAACUACGGUUUGGAUACCCUUCUGGCAUGCUGUUUGAAUCUACAGCGAAACUGACUUUAUGCUUUACCCGCUAUGAUGCAUGGGCCUUUUAUUGGAUAUGAUGGAUUGUCAUAGAGGGCAUGUGGGGGGAUAUCUAUUUAGCUAGCGACCUUGCUUCAAUGUAUAACAUGAUCCAUGGG